CCGAUCAUCAACCGAGAGAGAGAGAGAGAGAGAGACAGCUUCGCCUUGUUUGGAUCGUCCUCCUCCUCCAGUUCCAUAACCCAAACCCAUACCCUUUUCCUCUGCUAUCAUUCUCUCUCUCUCUCUCUUCAUCUUCUUCAUUUUUCGGCCUUUAAUGCCCUAAUUUUCCUCCACUUUCUCUUACUUUCUUCCUCUAUUUCGUGAUUUUCCUUUUCUUCUUUUUCUCCCCCCCCAAAAAAAUGGGAAAAAAUCAAGCCUACAAAGCUAUGCAGCGAGCCAAGCUUGGCUCCAGCUCCGCCGGACCUGACGAGGUCGAGGAUGGCAUGGUGGAUGGUUCAUUUCAUUCACCAGAGUGGCAUGCUGCCCGUUUGGCCAGCCUAAAGACGUCUCAUACGAUUACCUGGGAAGAGUUCAAGAAAAAGCAAAAGGAAGAUGAAAUGCGAAAGGGAGAAUUGGAGAAAGAUACAGAUAGAAUGAUGAGAGAGUACAGAGCUCAACUGGAUGCUGAAAGGGCACGCAAGCUUGCCCAAGGAAGAAACCACUCUGGUAGCAAGUCUGAUCGCAAAAGAGAUAGAAAGGAGAAAGACUUGAAGAAACGCAGCAGCAAAAAGAGGAAGCAUUCAAGGAGGAGAUGGUCCGAAUCAAGUUCGUCAAGUUCAUCCUCAGACUCUUCUAGUAGUGAUGAAGAGAAGAAGGAAUCAAGAAGAUCGAAGUCUAGGUCUAAGAGAUCCAAGAAGGAAAAGAAGCACAGAUCAAGGACCAAGCACUCUGGCAGUGACAACGAGGCUGACGGUCCUGUUCCCCUUUCAAGAUUCUUCGAGAGUGUGAAGAGCUAAUAGGGGUGUAGCCACUCUGUAAUAAAUUAUCUAUUCCUACAAUAGGGCAUCAUGAGGCUUUUUCUUUAAUGAUUUCCUUUUGGGUUUAUAGAUUCAAUUGUUUCUUAGGAUUAUAUUCCUCAUUGAUAAUAUCUUUUCUUUGGCUUGACCAGUUAUAGUAUCUAUCUAGUUGCUUUAAUAUGAGCAAGGUCUGUGCUUCUUUCUUUGGUAGAAAGACUGGUACAAAUUCAUCUAAACUGUAAUGAGCUCCAUAAUAUCAUUUGAUGUAACCAUCGCAAGUGUAAUGAGCUACAUAAUUUCCUAAUAACUUUUGGUGGGCAAAG
Molecule: messenger RNA, 1159 nt
Organism: Morus notabilis
Lineage: Eukaryota; Viridiplantae; Streptophyta; Magnoliopsida; Rosales; Moraceae
Product: protein FAM133
Exons: 5
Coding region: 240-836 (198 amino acids)
Source: RefSeq, a predicted model, not a curated record